Symbiodinium natans is the source of this 2244-nucleotide messenger RNA. The record is from the annotation of a GenBank genome assembly. Lineage: Eukaryota; Dinophyceae; Suessiales; Symbiodiniaceae.
AUGGCCGAGGAUGCCAAGAGAAAAAGCGAUGGCCCCGAGGCCGAGGCCAAGCGGCAAAAGGGAGACAAGGGCGAGGUCAUGUCUUUGGAGCAAGUGCUCGCCAAGCGGAAGGAGGAAAGCAAGGUUCCAAAGCUGAAGUUUGUAUCCAAGAAUGACCGCGAAAAGAACGCGGCGAAAGAGCAAGACAAGCAAAAGGCCGAACAGAAGAAGAAGGCAGAGGAGGCCUCGAAGCGAAGAAAGGACUUCCUGCUUCAAGAAGAGAUUGAGCGAGAGCGCGAGCGCCAGCGCGAGCGCGAAGAGCGCGAGAAGGAGCGCAAGCGCCGAGAAGAAGAGCGUGCUCGCGAGCGCGAAGAGCGCGAGAAGGAACGACUGAAGCAGCGCGAGGAGAAGGAAGGUUUGAUGCAGACGAGCUCCCUGGCGGAGAUGAACCUGCUGAAGCUUCCGGACCAAGAGCGCCGCGAGCGACAAGCCGAGAAGGAGCUGGAGCUGAUCAAGCGCCACUAUCUUGGCAUGAAGGAGAACAAGAAGAAGAUGCAGAAGCCGUCUGAAAAGUUUAGGAACAUCUUCAACUUCGAGUGGAACGCCGAUGACGACACCAUGCGCGGCGACAACAAUCCGCUCUACACCAAGCGCCUGGAGCCGCAGCUGCUGUUCGGUCGCGGCUAUCGGGCCGGAAUCGACGUCCGAGAGCAGCGCAAGAACAAUAGUUUCUACGAAGAGCUCAUCGCCAAGCGCGCCGAGUACUCUGGCGAGGACGUGUCCGCCUUCGUCCAGCCCUCCAAGGAGCCUUUGUCCUUCAAGCAGCGAGAUAUCGAGGACAAGGACAUCAACAAGACUCACUGGACGGAGAAGCCGGUGGCUGAGAUGACCACCCGCGACUGGCGCAUCUUCCGCGAGGACUUUCAGAUCUUUAUCCGCGGCGGCCGUGUGCCGGUGCCCAUGCGGGUUUGGUCCGAGGGUCCGCUGCCAUGGGAGCUGCUCGAGGCCGUUCAGAAGGUGGGCUACGCCAGGCCUACGCCUAUCCAGAUGCAGGCCAUCCCAAUUGCCUGCCAGUGCCGAGAUCUUAUUGCGGUAGCAGAGACCGGAAGCGGCAAGACAGCAGCCUAUGUUCUUCCGAUGCUGUCCUACGUCAAGAAGCUUCCAAAGCUGGACGACACGUCCGCGCAGGAUGGCCCGUAUGGUAUCGUUCUGGCACCCAGCCGUGAGUUGGUCAUCCAAAUCGAGGAGGAGGCUCGGAAGUUUGCAGCCUUCUGCGACUGCCGCAUGGUCAGUGUCGUGGGCGGCAGAGAUGCCGAACAGCAGGCCUUCACCCUGCGCCAGGGUGUGGAGAUGUGCAUGGCCACGCCCGGCCGUCUCUGCGACUCCCUCGACAAGAGGCACACGGUGCUCAACCAGUGCACCUACGUGGUCAUUGAUGAGGCAGACAAGAUGGUGGACCUCGGUUUCGAGGACUACGUCCGCCGUGUCCUGCUGGCCAUUCCUGCCUCCAACAUGAAGGCGGACAAAGAGGACGAUGCCGAGAAACAGGAGGAGGAUGCCAUGGGGGGCAAGAAGAAGUACCGAAUCACCCAGAUGUACAGUGCGACGAUGCCACCGGCCAUUGAGCGAAUGGCCCGCAGCUUCCUUCGGUGUCCGGCCAUCAUCAACGUCGGCGAUCCUGGCCAGGCGAAGAAGGACAUUGAGCAGCAGCUGGAGUUCAUCAGCGAGGCCAAGAAGAAGAAGCGACUGGAGGAGAUGCUCGUGGGUGCCGAGCCGCCUAUCAUUGUGUUUGUGAAUCAGAAGAAGGCUGUGGAUGUGCUAUCCAAGUCCUUGGACAACAAUGGCUACCGAGUUUGCUCCAUCCACGGAGGAAAGAGCCAGGAGCAGCGAGAGUGGGCCAUGAACUCCUUCAAGGAGGGCAGGUACGACAUUUUGGUCGCCACCGAUGUGGCCGGGCGUGGCCUGGAUAUCGAGGGCGUGCAGCGUGUGAUCAACUUCGACAUGCCGAAGACGAUCGAGGACUACACCCACCGCAUCGGGCGAACUGGCCGAGCAGGUCUGAAAGGUUUGGCGAUUUCCUUCGUCACACCGGAGGACUCCGAAAUCUUCUAUGACCUCACGAACUUCCUCAAGAGCUCGAACCAAGUUGUGCCGCCAGAGUUGGCCUCGCAUCCCGCCUCAAAGUUCAAGCCGGGCACGGUCAACGAGCACGGUCAGGUCAUGGGCCGCAAGCUGGUCGACCAAGUCGUCUUCGCGAAGAAGUGA